Molecule: messenger RNA, 2223 nt
Organism: Nymphalis io (European peacock)
Lineage: Eukaryota; Metazoa; Arthropoda; Insecta; Lepidoptera; Nymphalidae
Product: hemicentin-2-like
Exons: 7
Coding region: 331-1257 (308 amino acids)
Biological process (GO): synapse organization
Cellular component (GO): neuron projection membrane
Source: RefSeq, a predicted model, not a curated record
AGGUGCUGCGACGACCGAGACCUCCGCGCGACGGUGUAAACAUCCAGCAUUGUAAAAGUGAGAUGGAAUUGAGUGUGUGACACAAGUGAACGAAAUUAAAAACAAAACAAAACUCUUUAUUUAAACUGUGUUAGUGAAACUAAAUUAUUUAACGAUAAAAUAUACUUUUAAAUUAAACUUGUGCUAACUUUAGGAAAGAUUGAAUGGACGAUUAAAAUUUUGAAAACUUAAACAAACUUGAAGUAUGUCAAGUAUAAGUGAACGGUGUUGCAGUGCAGUGAUAUUUUUGAGUACAGUGUAAUAGAAACACGAUGUGAUAGAACGUUCACAAUGUGGGCGGCGGAGCUGAGCUGUUUUUUUAUUUUAUUCGGUGUAACAGCCGGCGGCGGAGGGUGGGAACCUCUGGGACAGCCUUACUUCGACAACAGCACGAAGCGAGAGGCUACCGCCGCCGUGGGACAACCCGCGUAUCUACACUGCAGGGUCAGAAACCUCGCAGACAGGGCGGUAUCAUGGAUUCGUAAACGCGAUUUGCACAUUCUCACCGUGGGUGUGCACACAUACAGCAGCGAUGCGCGGUUCGCAGCGCUACACGCGGACGGCUCCGACGAGUGGACGCUACGUGUGGCUCCUGCACAGCCUCGCGAUUCCGGCGUUUACGAAUGUCAAGUGUCUACUGAACCCAAGAUCAGUUUAUCGUUUCGAUUAACUGUCGUUGUGUCGAAGGCGGAAAUUUUAUCCGGGCCAGAGUUGUUCGUGAGAGCGGGCUCUGAUAUCAAUCUCACUUGCGUCGCUAAGCACGCCCCCGAUCCUCCGAGUUUUAUAUACUGGUACAGAGGGGAGCAAGUGGUCAAUUAUGCUCAACGCGGAGGCAUAAGUGUUGAAACUGAACAGCGCACGCGUACCAGUCGCCUACUCAUAGCUCGUGCAGCUCCCCACGAUUCUGGAAACUACACAUGCGCGCCCAGCAGUUCAGAAUCCGCAUCGGUGAUUGUUCACGUGUUGAGCGGAGAGAGGCCGGCCGCCAUGCAGAGCUCCGGUCCACCGCCGCCGCGCGUCUCACCCGCGGUUUUGGCUACCAUAGCUACCGCCUCUACUGUCCAUCGACGAAGACCCUGGCUGCCCGUCACUAUAUCCAUCCUUGUCUACCAACUUACCUCAAUCUUCAUAGUCAUGUUUAUCGUUUUCACCAGUGUAGUUAUUCAAUUUUUCAUAAAUAAAACCCAAGGUCAAUCAAACCUACGUGAUUCAAGGUGACCAAUUACGGAUUGAAUUUUAAAAGGGGAUGUAAUUAUACAUUAUUUAUAAGCUGCUUUGUGUAAAUUAAAACUGUUAAAUGAAACUGCGUUGAGCACGAUGUGUAUUUGAAAUACAACGAUUUUAUAAUAUAUUGUGACUUUUAAUGGUCAGUAAAUUAUUUUAUGACUUAAAUAUAAUAUAAUGCGGAUUCAUUUAACUUAUCAAAUUAACAUCCGACUUUAAAGACUAAAUUAGGCAGUUAAUGAAUAUAAUAGCUCAAUAAGUCCCUCAUAAAAAUGGAGGCUAUUAUUUCAAUAAUAAUUGUCGUUAAGGAUAUUAACGUUUCGCAUUUACGUCGGCCGGUUUAGGUAUUUAAGAGAUUAUUCGUCGCUUAUUCUCUUUCGUUUCUCCAGCUAAAUACGGCCAUUCUUAAUCCUGUAGCAAGAUUAAGAGCGAAUCGAUUUCAUUAUUCCGAUCCGCUAUGAGCUUAGAUUCAAUAUAAGCAGAGCUUAAGUCAAUGUGUUACUUAUUUAAGACGGCGGUCGGUCAAUUUACCACGUAUUUGUUCCAUCUAAACAUUCGUGUAAUACAAAUAAACUGGCUUGUUAUAAAUACAACAAGUUACUGGAUAAAUAUUUGAUUUCAUAUUUAAAGUACAUUAUCGAGAACAAUGUAAAGAUACUGAGCAUGUCAAGUACAAGGAACCAAGUAGGGUACGUCAAAAAUUUUCCGCGAGAAUUGCGACGUUGACAAUUUUCAGUGAAAUUGCUUCCAAUAUGGAGCACAAGCCGUGUUGUUGAUCACGCGGGAUAGUGAACAGACUAUACAAUAAUGUUGCACGCUUGAGCGCUGUGUCAAGCUACUUGGGACCCGUGAAUCAAAUUUUCACUAUCAUCAAUAAGUGCUUAGCAUACUUUAAGGUGAUUUGCAUCCGCACGAAACUAAUAAAUUUUUAAUUUCAGCUUUUAUAUACUAUAUAGGUUU